Messenger RNA from Pseudophryne corroboree (corroboree frog), 7537 nucleotides. RefSeq names its product FOS like 2, AP-1 transcription factor subunit (gene FOSL2). Lineage: Eukaryota; Metazoa; Chordata; Amphibia; Anura; Myobatrachidae. Gene Ontology annotation, molecular function: DNA-binding transcription factor activity, RNA polymerase II-specific; RNA polymerase II cis-regulatory region sequence-specific DNA binding. Bases 1091 to 2074 code for a protein of 327 amino acids. The transcript is spliced from 4 exons. The record is from RefSeq and is a predicted model, not a curated record. Gene Ontology annotation, biological process: regulation of transcription by RNA polymerase II. Gene Ontology annotation, cellular component: nucleus.
CGCCGCCCAGGGGCCCAGGGGAGAGCGUGCAGAGCAUCCCCCAGAGCGGAGCCGGGGUAGCGGCGCAGGACGGGGCAGAGCGGGAGAGCGCGGCCGGGGACUGUGCUGUGGGCGGCGGUGCAGUCAGGCGGAACCUCCCAUCUGGCAGUGUGGGGGGGGAGGAGGGAGUGACGUCAGCCUGAGAGUGCUGGAGCUGGAUGCAGGAUCAGAGCGAUACCAUUCCCCUGACUCACCCGCAGCGCAGCAGAGAGAGCCCGGAGUAGCAGAGGGAGAGCCUGAGUCACCCGGCGGCAGCAGCAGCAGCAGCACAGUGACCCCCUGCACUCCUGUCACCCAGUGACACCCACAGGAGAGACCCCUCCACUGCUCAGGGGUCCCGGAGAGAGUCCCUGCUGGAAACAUUGUAUCACCCACAGGAGAGACCUCACUGCUCAGGGGUCCCGGACAGAGUCCCUGCUGGAAACAUUGUAUAACCCGCAGGAGAGACCUCACUGCUCAGGGGUCCCGGACAGAGUCCCUGCUGGAAACAGACCCCUCCACUGCUCAGGGGUCCCGGACAGAGUCCCUGCUGGAAACAUUGUAUAACCCACAGGAGAGACCUCACUGCUCAGGGGUCCCAGACAGAGUCCCUGCUGGAAACAGACCCCUCCACUGCUCAGGGGUCCCGGACAGAGUCCCUACUGGUAACAUUGUAUCACCCACAGGAGAGAACCCUCCACUGCUCAGGGGUCCCGGACAGAGUCCCUGCUGGUAACAUUGUGAUACCCACAGAAGAGACCUCACUGCUCGGGGGUUCUGGACAGAGUCCCUGCUGGUAGCAUUGUAUCACCCACAGGAGAGACCUCACUGCUCAGGGGUCCUGGAGAGAGUCCCUGCUGGAAACAUUGUGACACCCACAGGAGAGACCUCACUGCUCAGGGGUCCCGGACAGAGUCCCUGCUGGUAACAUUGUGAUACCCACAGAAGAGACCUCACUGCUCAGGGGUCCUGGAGAGAGUCCCUGCUGGAAACAUUGUGACACCCACAGGAGAGACCUCACUGCUCAGGGGUCCCGGACAGAGUCCUGCCUGUGCUGCUCACUCCUCGGAUCAUGUACCAGGACUUUCCAGGGAGUUUCGACAGCUCCUCCCGUGGUAGCAGCAGCUCUCCGGCUCAGCCAGAGGGAUAUCCCGGCAGCUCCUUACCUACCUCCAUCCACCAGAAAUUCCGGAACGAGAUGCCAGGAUCCAGCAGUGCCUUUAUUCCCACCAUCAAUGCCAUCACCACCAGCCAGGACUUGCAGUGGAUGGUCCAGCCUACCGUCAUUACCUCCAUGUCCAAUCCUUAUGGGCGACCGCAUUCUUACGGACACUCUGUGCCCAACCUCCCUUCAGUUGGUGGCCAUGCCGCCCUACAGCGGCCGGGGGUCAUCAAAACCAUUGGCACUACCGCUGGCAGGAGAAGGAGAGAUGAGCAGCUGUCACCGGAGGAAGAGGAAAAACGGAGAGUCCGGAGAGAAAGGAAUAAACUGGCAGCCGCAAAGUGUCGCAACAGACGACGGGAGUUAACCGACAAGCUCCAGGCAGAAACUGAAAAACUGGAACAAGAAAAAUCAGGGCUGCAAAAGGAAAUCGCGGAAUUACAAAAGGAGAAGGAUAAACUGGAAUUCAUGCUGGUCGCCCACUCGCCCAUGUGUAAGAUACACCCAGACGAGAGGACCGGCCCCUCCCACAACGCUCACGCUGUCCGUGCGAUGAUGGGGAGCAGAGUGGUCGUCAAACAGGAACCGGUCGAGGAAGACAUCGGGAAUUCCGCCAUCGCCAGUGGCGACAAAACUCAGAGGUCUGUGAUUAAACCCAUCAACAUCGGCGGCAACUUCUUCAACGAGGAGCCCCUCAACACACCAGUGGUUAUGACUUCAACACCGCCAAGCACCCCUAACGCCGCCAACCUCGUCUUCACUUACCCAAGUGUGCUGGAUCAGGAUUCGUCCACCUCUCCUUCAGAAUCUUGCUCUAAAGCCCACCGUCGCAGCAGCAGCAGCGGGGACCAGUCUUCUGAUUCGUUGAACUCCCCCACCCUUCUGGCUUUGUAACAGGCGCUACAAAGGAAGAACUCUCUUCUCUAGCCUAUCAGGAAAUUGUCUAGGAGGGUAGGUAGCUGGUGGCAGUAGCUUCCCAACCAUGGACAAAUAUUGUCAUAACUGGAUAGCACACUUUAGAUGCCCCACUGCAGCACUGACAUUGAUGGGUCGUCCGAAAAGUCUGCGCACGGGCACAUUUUCAUUCUUCAUGUUGCAUCGAACUCCCGGAUGGCUUCAGAUGAGGAUGGCGUCUCCAGCCUCCCGAACAACUUAGACAUUUCAUCCUUUUCUUACUGGUUGAUGAUUACUGUCUUAUAUUCUUUUGUUCCGGGCACUUUAAGGGACUUAUCUAUUUGAGGAUUUUACUCUUCACUGGAUGAAGGUACAGAAUUGUUAUGGAUUUUUUUUUUUUUUUUUGUGUGUGGCGUUUUUGUCCUUUUUGCUAUAGUAAUUCCAGGGACUCGCAAUUUUUAAGAACUAAACAGAAAAAACCCACCAUGGAAUACAUUGGUUGGUUGCCGGGAGAUGUCGACAGAGUUCGUACCACGCCAAAGACAGCUCCAGGUCGCGGUGUUCUGGAAAACCGCGUGACGUUGCUUGGAUAAAAGGAUUGCCAGCAAAUUCUAUUUAAAAAAUAAAAUAAAAAUGGUUUUAUAAAAGUGGCAAUAUAAUGCCCUCGUGCCUUUGGAUGAGAAAGUAGUUUUUGGUUUUAAAUCUUAACUAGAAAAAUAAUGAACACCUGACAAUCUGGGAAUCAGAGUGACGUUUGUAUAUUUGCAGUCUGGAAGGCCAAAGUGUAUUACAUCCUGUUGCCCCUGUGGAGCGUUCCACCCACCCCGUCUUUUCCUAGGGGCUGUAUUCUAUAUAUAUGUAUUCUGCGACCGUUCUGCAGUUUAAAUGGGGCUGGGAUUUGUGGCCUCUUAUACAUGUUAGCCGUGGUUCUGCAUCCACAGCCAAGCCCUAUCUCUUCUAUGUGGUGUAGUCAUUGAUAAAGGGACCUUGUGGAAAUACAUUUAAUAUUUCUGCUGAAAUAAUAGCCUUCCUAGGUACAUGUCGCCCCACCCCGGAGAUAUUCAGAACAGGUAGUAGCGUAAUCACUGCUGCAUUCAUUCCUUGGGGCUGAUCCAUUAGUGAAAUGCUCGCGGGGAUGCUGAAUGCAGAAUAUAAGCAGUCUUCAUAAUACAGUAUGUGUGUUUUUUAUAUACACAAGGGUCCAUGGGGAUAUCUUAACAUAAACCAGUAUUUGAUGGGGGAGACGGGGGGUUCUGCAUUGUUGCGGUAAACGGCACACACAUUGGUUUGCCUUUAAUUAUGGAACCCAAGAUAAGCCUGACCCAGGCUGAGCACUAUUGUAUGAGGGCGUUCUUUAUUAAUGUUGACUUUUACUUGUCAUAAAAUAAGGGCAAUUAUUGCCCAGCGGGUAAGAGAUCUCUUUAUAAUGCGUCCCCUUCCCCCCCGUACACCCAGGCUUCCCGUUUCUGAUCGGUUGAGCCCCAGGUGGCAAAAAUUGACACAGGGCCUAGUCAGGUUAUGAGUCACUCAUACCUGUGGUUAUAUAAAGAUCUUUCUGUCUAACGCAUGUUACGGUCAUUAUAAGCCUUCGCUCUGUCUGGCAAACACAAUUGCUGUCUGGCUUUUGAAGCAGUCAAUAAAAUAAAAAAAUGAGGGGUUAAAAUGCCAGUAUCCGAAAUGUCAUCAAACACCCAACAGUCUGGUCCGGAUUAUGAUUUUGGAGGAGGCUUCAAGGUUAAAUAAUAUUUGUAAGCAAUUAUAUAACUUCUCUAAAGUCCUCUCGGACCCGGUUUUCAGAAUUGCUGAUUGACCAUCCUCCAUUUAUACAUCUCUGCCGCUCGCAACCUGCCUCAUCUAAUACAUUGUAUACUGUGCGCAUAACAUUUGAUUCCACAACCAGCUUUUAAUUCUUCUUAUUGCUUUGUUAUGGAUUAAAUGAUGGUUGUCGUGAAGAGCGAAGUCGUAUUUUGCCGAAAGCAACAACGGUGCAUCAAUAUAUGCUAUUCGUAAUUUGCUGCAGUGCAACAUUUCCUGGUUGGGGGGUGGGGGGCAAGGCCCACCAGACUUUAUACAUUGGCUCUGGUAUUGUUGACGUUUGUGGGUCAAGCACUGUCAAGGUGGCCACGAAAGGUGAAUGUCACGAAAGAUAUUGAUCAACGCUGCGCCCCAAUGUUUCCUGAAUUCAGUUUUGCACUAUAAUAUAUUACCAGUGACCCUGCGUCCCUUUACGAUCUUAUCAUUAAAACUCCAAUAAAAAAGAAAAAGGAUAUUUUGUAUCCUAAUUUCCCAAUAAGACCAUUUACAGGUAUUGAGAUCCCAUCUGACCUUAUCCGGCUCUGCCGGCUGUGCUCACAUGGCUGUAGUGGUCACUUACCCAAGUCCCUCGGAGGUUUCGCUGGUCCCCCGUGAAUUUAUACACUGCAUUCUCUCAUAGCGUGGAUCUUUGUGAAUAACGCUUCAGCUGCCUCCAGUGACGAGGGCGCACUUUAAAUAAUAGUCUAUGGUGUUAAAUCUUAAAUAUUACAAACCAAUUCCUUCUACCUUUAUUUUCUUGAUGGGUAAAGCGCCUUCCUCGUCUGGUGUGUGAUACGCUUAUGAUUGGCUAAAUGUCUGUGUACAGUCCGGUCCAGUAAUUUGAUAUAGGUUAGCCCUUUAAUUGCGCUAUUUAACACAACGAAAAGCAAUAGAGGCCCAGUAUAACAUCGACGUAACCUUUUGUAAGGUUCUAGGCCCAAUGCGGUCAUUCAUGUAACUGAAAAAAUAUGAACUGCUGUAUAAUUAUACAUGGGAGCAUUCAAGGCUAUAAGCACUACAAGCUAGCAGAACUAGCUGCCCAUUGUACAUGACUAAUCCAUAGGCCUGCCUAUAGGUGCUCUGUCACCGUAGAUAGAAAAAAAAAUAAUAAUAACUUUAAACAGUGUAUAAAAAGACUUUUCUUAUAUAGCAUUCAUACUGGCCAAAUGAUCAGAAUACUGUACACAUUACUUGCUUGGCUUUACCAAGCAAAGAAGUGCGAGCGGAGCAAUUAGUCCUCCUUGGCUUAAAGUGAACUGGAGUACUUAGGCAUUCCUAAGUGCAUUCCUAUAGACUUGCAGUGCAGUCUUGUUCACCAAAUUCAGAGUUGUACAUAAAGUACAGUGUCCCAGUAGCUGCAUGUUAUAUUUUUUUUGCCAGAGCCCUUUAAAAGGAAAUGUCUUAUACAGUACCCUUAUUACUGAAGCCACAGUUAUCCCAAUCUGAUUUAAACUGGGUAAACACCUAUACAAUCUUCGCCCUGUGCUCCUGAUAUUGUAUGAACGGCCGACCAUUGUAUAGGUGUGUAUGCAGAAGCGUUACCCGAUAAACCACUUAUAAUACUCCUGCAACGGUCAGGAUCGGGAGGCCGCAUCUUUUGUAAUGCACAGCCGACCUCCCGAUCCCCAUAGAGGAGCCACUUACCUCCCUGCUGCUGUCUUACAGCAGGUCACGGGUUGAUACAUACUGUCCAUCGUAUCGGGAGCAUUUCGCCUGAUCAGCCGGGUAUCGAAUAGGUGUGUGCCAUCUUCACUCAAGCUGCGCUAUAAUGAUUAUCUCUGGACCUGUUUGCUAAUGUGUUAUUCAGUUGUGUUAAUUAGAUUAUCUUGCCCAAGAUAUACUCGGCUGGUAUACCGUGGCUUGAUCUGUCGUAUGAUUGUGCCUUAUGGAACUGGACAGUAUUCCAAAAUCUUUGUUUUAUUACACUUUUUUUUUAACGGAACCUCUUACUGUGUAUCACAGAACCAGCAUCUAUUUCAUCCCACAACUCUAUAGUGGUCUGUGAUGUAUAUUCUCACCUCAAAUACCCAGAUAGCCUUUAAACACUCCUCUCUUUUAUUCUUUCUCCAUGUCAUUAAUUAUUCUGUACAGAUAUACCCUACAUAAUUCCAUAUACAAAGAACAAUUCCGGAAUUGCUAGGUCCACAAUAAAAGGAGAGUAAAUUAGCAAACCCUGCGAAACGCGUCAGUUUCAUUUUCUUCAUCCUCGUUACCCACCUCUCCAUUUUAUUGUUCGAGAUCUUUUGGGAACCUUUUCAUUGUUCUAUGUCUUAUUUAUUUUAAUGUUUACAUGUUCUGGAUUUUUUAUGUAUCGGGAGCUAGAUGGGACUAAGGUAUUUUCUUUGUUUGUCAUUAAGCAUUACAAAAUGCGUUGUUUCCUGAGGCAUUUGGUGCGCCAGGAGUCUCCUGCACUAGCCGACUAUAAAUACGUGUAAAAAUAAAUAAAUGGUUAACUCCGCUUUGACUUGUCCACAUUUGAGUAGGGGAAGUUUCAUACUAAAAGUUACGAAAGUAUGAAAAAAAGUCUUCAUGUUGUAAUACUGAUGCUUGUGCUUAUCACUACAGUAAUAUGUUGGCCUAUGUCAGUACUGUAUAUCAUACCUAUAAUCCAGAACCUCACCUGCCUACAAAUGAACCUAUAAAGAAAUAAAGGGGCUCAUUUAUCAGCUAGUGAUGAAACGCGUUGUAAAUGAUAAAUGAUGCUCAAGCCAAUCCGCUCCCAACUGUCGUCUUCAGUCCCAACUGUCAUUUGUUUUAAAAAAAAAUGACAGGAUCUGAUUGGCUGGAGUGCCAUUUAUCAUACGCAACAAGUUUUAUCAUGCACAAUAAGUUUUAUCACACGUUGAUAAAUAGGACCCGAAGAUUGAUAUCAACAACGACACAUCUUAUUUUUGGCCAUUUUACCCCAUAUCUUUUACAUUCCUAUCUACAGGAUUUUUGAAACCUAUUAUUUCGGAUAACUUAGGCAGCACAUACUUCUCCAGCCGUUGGGGAACUACAAGUACCAGAAUGCUAACUAAUCUUGCUGGGACACCCAUGGUUUGCCCAUCUCUGAGUUAGGAUUACAAUAGCCAUCUGCUCUUCACACCUCAGCUUUGCAAAAGACGUAAAAAUAUGUGCGUACAGUUGUUUUAUAUUUUGUCGCCUGUGUGUUUAGCGACGUAGGAUACAAAGCCUUUCACAUUCCUGCACGGGAUGUUGUUCCAGAACUAGAUUACGUACUGCAGGUCGGUGUGUGUGUGUGUGUGCACAGCAUAUAACAGACAGAGCUCCAGGGUAUCCUGUCUAAGUGCCAGCUUUCUUGUGUGUAUGUGUGUAUAUAAUAUAUUUUUAUACCUAGAAAUGAAAUAACACCUGUCGUACACCUUCUAAGAUUUACUUUGUGUACUUUACGGAGUAAAACUUUUGUAACCCUCUUUUGUUGAAGGGGACGGGGCUGAAGCACAUGUUAGUAUGAGCAGGAUCUGAAAUCUGUAGUAUUUUUAAAUCGAUGGAUUGUGUGGGUUAAUUCACUGCUUGCAAUUUAGCGGAUAUUUUUUUUUUUUUUCUUAUUUAUCGGAUGUUAAGAAAUAAAUAAAAUGUUGUAUUUUGAAAAAGUAAAAAACAAAAUGUUGUUAUCUUUACAGUGUGUCUAUUAAAAACCAAACUGAGUAUUUGGCACUUUUUUAA